This is a messenger RNA of Salvia hispanica, 1906 nucleotides long. RefSeq names its product ethanolamine-phosphate cytidylyltransferase-like. NCBI's taxonomy places the organism in Eukaryota, Viridiplantae, Streptophyta, Magnoliopsida, Lamiales, Lamiaceae. The record is from RefSeq and is a predicted model, not a curated record. Gene Ontology annotation, cellular component: cytoplasm. Gene Ontology annotation, biological process: phosphatidylethanolamine biosynthetic process. Gene Ontology annotation, molecular function: ethanolamine-phosphate cytidylyltransferase activity.
UCUCUUAGAGCUUAAGAGAAGUGAUUAUUCAUAUAUUGCCGACGACCGAAUCUCAAAUUCUGUGGUCACCAUCCAAAUUUCAAGAUAUUUAACCCUUUUCUCUUCCCAUUAAAUCGCCCCUUAUUCUCAGAUUCCCCCAAUUCCUUUCCCCCUUUGUUUUCUUUCUCGAACCAAAGAUCCAAUUUUUAUUUUUUACCAUUUUUUCUUACGGAGAAAUUGCGAGAUUCUCAUUUGUAAAUCGAGCAAAAUUGGUGACGCGGGAGGCACCAACCGGGGUAAAAGGUUUGUGUCUCCUCUUGUAUUGAUUACAAAGGACCAAAGCAAGAGAAGGCAGAUGGAAUUCGAGAGCAGCAGUUGGAUAAGAGAUGGGGUCUGUUUCUACCCCCAUCUCUUUGGUGGUAUUAUGAUCACUUGUGCGCUGCUCAGUUUCUCAACGAGCUACUUUGGUAUGAUUGGUGUUCCAGCCAUGCCUCAUCUUUUCCCCGACUUGAGGGUUUUCCACAAGAAAAAAUCUGCAAAGAAACGUGUCCGUGUGUAUAUGGAUGGAUGUUUCGAUCUGAUGCACUAUGGUCAUGCCAACGCACUGAGACAAGCUAAGGCACUUGGCGAUGAAUUAGUUGUUGGAGUUGUCAGUGAUGAAGAGAUUAUAGCCAAUAAAGGUCCUCCAGUUUUGUCUAUGGAAGAAAGGCUGGCCCUUGUUAGUGGACUAAAGUGGGUGGACGAAGUCAUUCCUAAUGCUCCCUACGAAAUUACAGAAGAAUUUAUGCACCGACUUUUCAAGGAGCAUAAAAUUGACUAUAUAAUACAUGGUGAUGAUCCUUGUCUUCUUCCUGAUGGAACUGAUGCUUAUGCUCUAGCUAAAAAAGCUGGUCGCUACAAGCAGAUCAAACGUACGGAAGGUGUCUCCAGUACGGAUAUUGUAGGAAGGAUACUUUCGUGGGUGAAGGAAGCUAAUGCCAAGAAACCAUGCUCAGAGUUACCCCAAGCAGAUGAAAGUGAAAGUGUAAACAGAAACACGAAUAACAAAGUCCAAGUAAAGGGUGCCCAGGUCUCGAGUUUCCUACCAACUUCGAGAAGAAUUGUGCAAUUUUCAAACGACAAGGUUCCUGGACCAAAUUCUCGCAUUGUGUACAUCGAUGGUGCUUUUGAUCUUUUCCAUGCUGGACAUGUGGAGAUUCUAAAGAGUGCCAGGGCACUUGGUGAUUUCCUUCUUGUUGGUGUUUAUCCCGACCAGACUGUGAGUGAACUUCGUGGCAGUCGUUACCCACUGAUGAAUCUCCACGAACGCAGCCUUAGUGUGUUGGCAUGCCGUUAUGUUGAUGAGGUCAUCAUUGGUGCUCCUUGGGAAGUCACGAAAGAUGUGAUAACCACGUUCAACAUAUCUUUGGUCGUUCAUGGGACAGUAGCUGAGAAGAACCCUCUCUUGAACGGGAAACCGGAUCCGUAUGCGGUUCCAAAAUCUAUGGGGAUUUUCCAGACGCUGGAGAGCCCGAAAGACAUCACUACCACUUCAAUAGCAGAGAGGAUCAUUGCCAACCACGAGAUUUAUUUGAAACGGAAUGCCAAGAAAGAAGCAAGUGAGAAGAAAUAUUACGAGGAGAAGACAUUCGUGGCAGCUGACUGAGGUUAGGCCAGAGACGAGGCCCUGGAGAAUUUAGAGAUUGAUGCUCCCCUCCUGUUGAGGUGAUUCAUGGGCAGAUCGAAUCCCUCUAUAUAGUUUUGUUCUUAGGAAUCCGUCGAGAAGAAGAGAAAAGAAACAACCUAGGACUGUCGAUUCUUUUGUAGCAUUUUAUUCUGCUUUUAUAUAGCAGUUUCACCUCUGUGUUUGUAAAUUAUCAGAUGCCGCCUUUUUUAUUCGUUUAUUUUUGGGCAUCUCCGGCUUCGGUAGAGCCCUAUGGGAGGCCAA